Syngnathus acus (greater pipefish) is the source of this 3893-nucleotide messenger RNA. It is a transcript of the gene cep162, whose product is annotated as centrosomal protein 162. Lineage: Eukaryota; Metazoa; Chordata; Actinopteri; Syngnathiformes; Syngnathidae. The coding region runs from base 150 to 3767 and encodes 1205 amino acids. The transcript has 29 exons. The record is from RefSeq and is a predicted model, not a curated record. Gene Ontology annotation, biological process: cilium assembly. Gene Ontology annotation, cellular component: centrosome; centriole; axonemal microtubule.
CUGAAAUAGAAGUACAGUAUAGUGAAUAAAUUACUCAUCUACAGUGUGAAUGGAGCGUAACCAACAAUUUGCUGAGCGUCAAUGAAAGCAUCUGAUCCAGGAGGAUUUCCUUUCCAAACACAGACUUCAGAGAAGUUUAGAGCAUCAUAAUGUUUCGUAAUAAGGCCAAAGAAAAGCUGGAUGAACUGUUCUCGAAGGAGUUUGCUUCAGAUGACUCGGUGGAUUUACAUGACCAGCUGCCACCAUCAAAAAGUAGUCUUCAACCCUUGAAAGGUACCCUGUCAUCAUGGAAAGGUGUAACUUCAAGUGAGGGAUUGGACACUUUGGUGGAAGAAGAGGAAAAAGCCAAUUUUUUUGGAGAACUCGAAGGACGUGCUUCAUCAAAUAUAGAUUAUUCUCAGUUGAACAAAGAGGUUGACAAUACGAGUUAUACUACAUACCUCAGGAUUGCAGAGGAGCUACCUGAUCUGAAUGGUGAUGACCAAAACGAGAUCGGAGGUUCUCCAUGUUUGCCACAGUGCAACAAGGAUUUUGAAGAUGAGGAUUCUGAAGUAAUGAAGUUAAAAAUGUCUCCAGUUGUUGCAAAAGAUAAUGCAUACAACGCCUCCCAAGGACAGAUUGAAGGCAAAAUGAAAGAAGUACCACAAGUAACAAGUUCUCAGGACAUAGACCUGUUCUAUGUACAGAGUGCAGGAUCAGAGAUGGAUGCCCUUCACAAUGCCUAUCGGCAGAUUAAUACUGGAGAGGAGUCAGAUGACCUUAAACAACAUCAUCUGUCACUGGAAUGGAAUGAGAGUGACAAUGGACCGCUUGCUUUGUCCUCCAAAUGUCAGCAAGCCACAAAGUCACCUGAAUGUGCCACUACCAAUGAGUCUGAAUUACCUACUGCUGAAGAAUUAAUGCGACCUAUCCGGCCAUCCAGUGAGCAUGACGAGGAGCCCAGCCGUCCAUUCGACAGAACUUUUGAAGUUUUGACCAAAAAUGAGAAACACCAUGAGCAAGCAGAGAAGGCUGAGUCAAAGAAGCUGAAAGGAAUGAAGACAUUAAAAAGCUCUCAAUGCAUCCACCCAGAACAUUCUAACUUUGGCUUGACACGGCGUAUUAGAGAAGAAGUGGAGAGACUGAUGCAAGAACAAAACGUUUCCACUCCUUCCGCCGCCUCUCAGCUUGGCAAAGAAAAGAAAGAACCUCAACCCCUUCGCCAUACUAGCAAUCCUCCCUCAACAUUGUCGGUAAGGAAGCCCUUGGUGGCAACGCCAACGGUCCAGAAAAUUGACGGUAAAAGAUCGCCAAGAGUGACGAAAAGUGCUGCUGCAACCAAACCUUCAGUUUCCAGUGCAACAAAGCCCAGCCCCAAUACUGUGAGAAACAAAGAAAAAGAUGGCAACAAAACAGACCAAGGUCAGAAAAUGAGCAGUGAGCUUGUGGUGUCUGUCCAGUCAUUGGUGAAUGUCCUUCAAAAGCAGGUGGCCACAAACACUUGCCAGGAAGUAACAGAUGGUGAAGAGUUGCGUUUCCACACCAACGCUCCAAUUGUUGCUAAAAGCAUUUCCCAGAUAGAGGAGCUAAGAGGUCAGCUGACCCAGCGGGACAAGGAACUGCAAUUAAUGAAGGAACAAAAAGAGGAGCUCCAACAACAAAACUAUGUUCUGCAGAGCAAGUUGCGUAGUGCAGAAGAAGCCAGUAAAAAGUUUCAACUGACAAAGACGGCGGAUCCUAAAACUGAGAAAACUCUGCAACAGAUUAAUAAGGAAAUAAAAGACCAGGAGGUGAUCAUUCAAGGUUACCAACAAGAGAAUGAGAAGCUGUACUUGCAGCUGAAAACUCAGCGGGCAAAGAGUACGGCCGACGUGCAAGCCAUGUUUCAUGAAAACCAAAGACUUCAAAGUGAGCUGGUUUUCACAAGAGAGCAGCUCAGUAAAUCUUCAAGCUCUUUGGACCAUCGUAUUAAAGAGUUAUUAGCUGACAUUAAUAUAUCUCAGAUAAAUGAGGCCAAACUGUCGGAAGACCUUCACAAACUGAAACAGGAGAACCAGGCUCUGCAUCUGGACAUGGAACUAAUCAGGAAGGAGAGAGAUAUGGCUAAAGUGCAGACUAUCUCCAACUCUGUCAAUGUACCGGAAGAAACGUACAAAGAAGAAGUCGCUGCACUUAAGAAGCAGCUCCAGUGGUUUUCAGAAAACCAGGAAGUGUUGUCCAGAAGAGAUGCAGAGCGACUGAAGGCUGCUACAACAGAGAUUGAUCUACUUAAAGAUCAGGUAGAGAAUAUGAAAGCCCGGAUGGUUAAAAGAACUAGUGUAGUACAAUCAAAAGAGAAAACAACAGACUUUAACAGCAUGAAAGACUUGAAACUACAGGUGAAGCAGCUGGAGCAAAGACUAAGAUCCAGGAACCCAAACUCAUUGCCAGCUCUCAUCGCCGCUGCAGCCACUGCAGAUGCUCAAGGAGAUGGGGCCACUGGAAGGGAGUCUAACGACAUCAACACCCUGCUUGAACGUAGGAUUCAACAUAUUGAGGAAGAGAUGGAGAGACAUGAUGAAGAGGCCAAACAAAACCUACGCUCUAUGGAGAAACAGUUCCAGGACACCAAGCUGCGCUACGAGCAUCAGAUAUCUGAAUUGGAGCAGCAGCUGAAGCGCAAAAAAGAUGUGGAAGAAACAUCAGUGACUGAGUCAUGGAUGUCGCAAGUUGAAAGAAUGAAGGUCGAGCUUGAGCAAGUAAAGGAAGCCUACGAGCAGAAGGAAAUCUUUCUUCAGGAUCAGAUUGAAACUCUCAAGAAACAAGUCAAACAAAAGACCCUGCACAGCCCGACCCGACACCAGCGACAAGCUGAGGAAGCACAAAGUGCCCGCAUAACUCGACUCAACCAAGAGUUGGCUACCAAAACACAAACGAUUCACGAGCUGACCCGUACUGUGGAGAGGCUGCAGAGAGAGAGGAGGAACAUGCUCUCCGGCCAAAAAGACUCACAAACCAAAGAGUCCAAACAAGUAUCUCCGGUCAAAUCAGCCUUAUCUCCAGAGGAAGAAAUAUUCCCUCCCACUGAGUGUGAGAAAACCUACCAGCCCACAGCCUUUCCAGGGAGUCACAUCACAGAGGUGCUAAAGGAAAAUGACGCUCUUCGAGAGGAUAUGAAGCAGCUCGAGAUUCAAUAUGAGCAGCAAAAGGAGGCACUGAAAUCGCAUGUCGUACAAGCUCAGGAGGACCUGUGCAAGCAAAGGGAUCGCUUUUUGGAGCAGAUUUCUUCUCUAAAGGCAGAAAACCUCAAGGCAUUGGACCACUUGCGUGUCGCUCACGCCAUGGAGCACUCUUCUUCAAAGGUUGCGCAACUUACAAAUGAACUGAACACUCAGGAGAUCAUGGUGAAGCUUUUGCAAGAUCAGCUGAAAGAGAUGCAGGGAGCCAAAGAUGCUCUUGCAAUAUCCUUAACUCGAGAGGCAGCUUUGGAGACUCAGUUAGGCAAACUGUUAAAGGAACUGAAGGAAGCCAAAGAAGCACAGAAUCCAGAGGUGAAACUCCUUUGUACCCUGGAGGCAAAAAUCCUCACCAUGGAGCUGAGACACCAAGACAGAGAACAGCAGUUGAACCAGAUCAUUGGAGGUUCGUGGCUCACGGGCGAUCAGCAGUCACAAGUGGAUCAUUGGAGAUGCCUUGCAAUGGAUAAAGCCAGAGAGCUGGAAGCUUUCCGCUUGGAAUUGGACUCCAUUUUGGAUAUCAUAAAACAUCUGCAAAGACAGGGCAUGAUCUUCCCUUCUCCGGACUCGUGAGCCCCAACAGAGAUCGCACCAUUAGACACUGUGGCUUGACCAGAAAGACAAAUCACAAGUAUUCUUUUGGUCAAAACCCCACUUCUUCAUAGCACAUGUACAGAAAAAUAAAAAUCUUAUAAUAUA